Messenger RNA from Helianthus annuus (common sunflower), 767 nucleotides. RefSeq names its product LIM domain-containing protein PLIM2b. Gene Ontology annotation, biological process: actin filament bundle assembly. The record is from RefSeq and is a predicted model, not a curated record. Lineage: Eukaryota; Viridiplantae; Streptophyta; Magnoliopsida; Asterales; Asteraceae. Gene Ontology annotation, cellular component: plasma membrane; actin cytoskeleton. The transcript is spliced from 5 exons. Bases 4 to 708 code for a protein of 234 amino acids. Gene Ontology annotation, molecular function: actin filament binding.
ACAAUGUCUUUCACAGGAACUUUGGAUAAAUGCAAAGCUUGCGAUAAGACUGUUUAUUUUGUUGAUUUAUUGAGUGUUGAUGGGACUACUUAUCAUAAAGCUUGCUUUAAAUGCAGUCAUUGCAAAGGCACUCUCGCGAUGAGCAGCUACUCAUCCAUGGAUGGUGUUCUUUACUGCAAGCCUCACUUUGAACAACUCUUCAAAGAAUCUGGGAAUUUCAGCAAGAAUUUCCAAACUUGUAAUUCGACGAAACCAGAUAGAGAAAGCGCGCAGUCAAGAGCUCCAAACAAACUUUCUUCUAUGUUCUCUGGUACCCAAGACAAAUGUAGACAAUGUAACAAAACUGUCUACCCCCUGGAAAAGAUAACGAUGGAAGGAGAACCGUACCACAAAUUAUGCUUCAAAUGUGCUCAUGGAGGUUGCCCUCUUACACACUCAUCAUAUGCUGCCCUUAAUGGUAUUCUUUACUGCAAACACCAUUUUGCUCAACUCUUCAUGGAGAAAGGAAACUACUCUCAUGUCCUCGAGGCCGCCAACAAAAAGAGCAACACAAAGGCGGAGGAAGACGUUGCACCUGAGCAGCCACCAACACAAGAGGAAGGUGAUGGAGAUGGAGGAGGAGGAGGAGGAGAAGGCGAAGCGGAGGACGAUAGCCAACCAGAACCACCACCGGAGGAGGAGAAACCACCGGAAGAGGACCAGUACUAAAUAUGUUCACAUACUUUAUAUAUACACACAAAUCUUUAUUUUUCUGUCAAUGUAACUUU